Solanum tuberosum (potato) is the source of this 4910-nucleotide messenger RNA. Its product is annotated as CAP-Gly domain-containing linker protein 1-like. The transcript has 10 exons. NCBI's taxonomy places the organism in Eukaryota, Viridiplantae, Streptophyta, Magnoliopsida, Solanales, Solanaceae. The record is from RefSeq and is a predicted model, not a curated record. The coding region runs from base 223 to 4581 and encodes 1452 amino acids.
CUCACACACAAUUUGCAACCAACUCCAAUAUUGAAAAAAAAAAAAGACAGGUAGCGAAUAUAGCUAAACCCACCACUAGUGCGCUCUAGCUACACACACAAAUUCAGUUAUCCACUCCAUUUUCACUUUCACUUUUUCUAUAUAGCACACAACUUCUCUCUCCAUCUCCAUUGAUAUUUUCAAGCUCUAGUUAUCUGCAUUUUGCAUAAUUAUUACUCUGAGAUGAUGAUCAGAGAUAAAAUUUUGAAAUUGCAUCACCGGCACAAGUCGUCGUCUUCUUUUUUGGAAAAAUCAGGACAUCGAUUUGACUUCUCCUUCUCCAACCUACAAGCUCGACAGGUACCUAAAGGAUGGGACAAACUUUCCCUCUCUCUUAUCUCUGUGGAAACAGGGAAAACAGUCAGCAAAUCAGGGAAAGCCUCAGUACGAAAUGGUAAUUGCAAAUGGACAGAAACAUGGUCACAGUCCAUGUGGAUUACCCCAGAUGAUAUUUCAAACAACCAAGAGCAAUUCCCUCUUAAGUUUAUUGUAACAAUGGGAUCUGCAAGAUCUAGCAUUCUCGGAGAGGCUUCUGUAAAUCUUGCUCGCUUCAGGGAUGCAAAAGCUUUUACUCCAGUUUCCUUACCUUUGAAAAAAUGUAACCAUGGCACAGUUCUACAACUGGAGAUCAAGUGUUUGACAUCAAUCAGGGAUAAUGAAUCCAAAGACAUGCCCUUCUAUGCUGAAGAAGAGAACAUGGAAUACAAUAACAUGGAAAUGAAAUCAGAGGAAAGAAGCCUCCCACGGCUGAGUUCAUAUCAUAGCUUUGCCUCUACAGAGGAUUCAUUGGGCAGAGAAAGCUUUUCAUCCCAAAGUGACUCAAAUAGGCAUGGUAACCUCAUAAUUGGUAGACAAGAAUCAAUUGAUUCCAGGAGUAGUGCAUCCUGUGGUUCUUACUCUUUUUGUGAAUCACCCAAAUCGUACAACUCUCCCUAUAAUUUAAUGAUCUCAGGAUCAGGAAAGAAUGCUCAAAAUCAAAAAGAUGAUUUCAAACAGUUCUCACAUGAUAACACCGCAUCAGUGCAACUUUCUGCUUCCUCUAGAAACUCCUUACAAGCCAAAGAUACUAUCAGUAAAGAACUAAUUGCAGAGGCCAUGAUGUGGGAACAAAAUGCUCAAAGCUUAAAGACUGACUUGGAAAUGUCAAGGAAGGAGUUUGCUGACCAGUCACAGCAGAUAGAAAACCUUAAGAUGGAGCUUUGUUCAUUGGGUACAGAACGUGAUGGAUCGAUGCAAGAAAUCAGACACCUUGAGAUCCUUUUACAAGAAUCCAUGGAAAAGGAAAAAUCAACUGAGAGUUUAAUGCUCCGAGUCAGAGAUAAGGAUAGUGUUGAAAAGAUUUUAAAAGAGGAACUUAGGAUUCAAAAAGAAUCAAAUGACGAUAUGUCUUUCCAGCUAAGUAAAACUCAAGAAUCAAAUAUUCAACUAGUCUCUAUUCUGCAGGAGAUGGAAGAAACUGUUGAAAAGCAGAAAUUGGAGAUUAAGAACCUUUUAGAAGUAAAGUCGAAUUCUGAGAACCAACAGAACCUAGAGGACAAGCUUCAACAGUUGCAAGAAUCACAGAAAAAUCUGGAAAACACCACUCUCCAUCUGGAGAAAAUCAUCAGGGAGAAAACUCAUGAGAUUGAACUUGAACGAGAUCACAGGACUCAGGCUCUUAUAGAUUGUGAAGAAAAAUGGAAAAAUAGGUCAAGAGAACAAGAAGAGGAAAUUACUUAUUUGAAGGCAGAGUUAUCCAGACUUUUAAGUGCCGAGGACUCCAAGACAAGUGAGAUCAAAGCUGAAGCUGACUGUGAUCUGAUCAAGGAAAAUGAGACUCUCAAGGAAAGACUCCAGGAACUUGAGAGAGAUUGCAAGGAGCUGACCGAAGAAAACCUGGAACUUCUGUACAAACUGAAAUCAAAGGGUUCUGAAAGUAAGCAGAAAACCUGUGAUCAGGAAGAAAACUUAGCUCUGGAGUUUCACUCACUAGUUAGGGACAAUGCUUUGAGGCCAAAUGCUGAAAUCAACUCAUGUUGCGUUGAAGUACAAGAACAAGAUCAGAGAACUGAGGUUGCUGCAAUGCCAUCUGAAUGUCAGCAGGAAGGAGAUUGUCAAGAUCGUUUCACUCAUAAAAAUGUACCCAUAAUAUUUCAGAGUUCCGAGUCAGGACAUAUUGAAGAUAUCUAUACCCUACUCAACACAUUAUGUCAUCCCGCUAAGGACGAGCAAGCUAAUGCAGUGUUGAAAAAUUUCCAGUUAUUGAGGUACAGGUUGGCUCUAUAUCUUGAUGGUAGUCAACAUAUCGAGGAUGAACCCAAAACAACAUUAAAGGAUGCAUGUGAAGUUCAAGAUGAGGAAAAGGAUGACCUUCCAAAGGAAAAUACUCCUUGUUCUUGCUGUGAAAGGCUUGAGGAUUUAAAUAAGGUGCUAGAGGGCAAGAUUCAAAAUUUAAGUAGUGAUAGUUUAGCUAAGAACUCGGAGAUACUGGAGCUGAAGACAAAAUGUUUGAAAAAGGAUGUAAAGAUCGAAGCGCUAAGGCAUCAGCAGACUGAUUUGAGUACUCAAAUCUCUGAUCUCCAGAUGAGUAAAUGUCUGAUGGAGGAGAGAAUAGAAAACAUGCAACAAGAACUUAGUGCCACCUCCAAUUCUUUAGACACUUCCGCAAAUGGUUUGAUGUUUCUUGAUCAAUGUAUUUGUGGAGGAGUCUCUAAAAUGACGUACGAAAUGAAAUCAUUAGAGCUAGAGAGUGAUAAGUAUGAGUUAGAACUUAAUUUGCAUGAAUUAGAAAAAGAAAAUGUAGAUCUGUCAGAACGAGUAUCAGGAUUGGAAGCUCAACUAAGGCAUUUGACUGAUGCAAUGGAAUUCAAUCGUUUGGAACUGCAGCAUUCUGGUAAUCGUGUUGUGAGCCUUGAGAGCAAGAUUAGAAAAUUAGAACAUCAAAAGGAGUCACAAAAGCUCGAUAUGAAAGAACAGUUGAUGGAGAUGCAAAAGCGAUGGUUAGAUGCUCAAGAAGAGUGCGAGUAUCUGAAGAAAGUAAAUCCAAAGCUCCAAGCAACAACAGAAAGUCUUAUGGAAGAGUGUUGUUUGCUUCAAAACUUGAAUGCAGAACUAAGGCAACAAAAAUUAAAAUUACAUGUGAGCCAUAAUGUUUUGGAAGCAGAAUUGAGGAAAUCUCAGCAUUCUUUCUCCACCUGUUUGAAAAGGAUAGAGUCUUUAGAAGCUAACUUUUCUUCAGUGAUGGAAGAGAUUGAAUCAAAAGAGAAGAUCCUUAAGUUCAAACUUGACGAUCUCCACCUACAGACUAAAGAGCAUGGAGAAAAAUUUCUUGUAGAAGGGUGCACUCUGCGUGAAAUGUCUCCGGAGAACACAGUUGAAGUCGAAAAGUUGCAAGAACAGGUACAAUCCCUGAUGGUAGAGAUGUCAGAUCUUAUGAGUGAACUUGGUACUUCCAAAGCCAAGGAGGGAACUUUGGCAGCUAAUUGUGAUAAGCUACUGAGGAUGAUGGAACAUCUUGUAUCCAGUGAAGCAAAGCUUAAAUGCACCAUUAAUGAGCUUGAGUCAAAACUACUGUCUUCUGAAUGUCAAAUGCUGCAAAUGACUGAAGAGAAUUCUAGCCUAAAGAUUCAACUGCAUACAUUACCAUUACUUCAGGAGGAAGUUUUGUAUCUUAAAGAAGCACUAUCUGGGAUGAAGUUUGAAAGUGAGAGAACACAAGUUACACUGUUGUUGAAAUAUGGAGAUUGUGAAGAGUUGAAGGAAGAGAAGGCAUCAUUACUUCAGGAAAUCACCUGCAUGCAGAAGGAAGUGGCGGAAGCAGAAAAAUGCAAAUACAAGACAAUUGCACUAGAGGAGAAAGUUCUGAGGCUGGAAGGAGACUUAACUGCAAAAGAAGUAAUGUGUACCAAAGUUUCCGAGCUGAAAAAUGAGCUUUGCCAGCUUAGAAGAGCAAAUAGCCAACUUCUGUGGCAAAUAAAAUCCCUUCAAUUCGAGAAAGAGAACUGCUUGAAGCAAGUCACAUCCCUCGAGGAAAAAUUGUCGAAAAAACGACCAGACAACCAAAGAGAGGAUGAUGAUACCAUUCCUACUCUAGAUGAGCUGAAGUUUUCAGAGGUAGAGGAAGAGAACUUCAGCAAGCAUCAGCAUGAGAUAAUUACUCAAUCUCUUCAAUCAGAGAAAUACUUGAAAGUUCAGAAGAUUCAAGGCAACUUUCAACUGGAUGGAAACAAAGAAAGCAAUUACUACAGAGAUUUUCAAGGGACUCUUGCCAAAAGUGUAUCAGCGAACCAAUUUCCGGGCGAUACAGUAGCUCAGACUUUAGACAGCAAUUAUAUCCAUGAUGAAUCCCAUCUAAUUAGUUUGUCAUCCAAAGGAAGAGACGAUAAUAUGCAAAAAGUAUCUCAGCUUGAAUCUGAACUACAAGAAAUUCGUGACCGGUACCUGAACAUAAGUCUUAAAUAUGCAGAAGUGGAGGAUCAGCGCGAGCAACUCAUAAUGACCUUGAAAUCCAUACAUGAUCAGAAGACAGCUACAGGAUACCGUAGCCUUUCCUCUUUCUGGUAAACUGGUGCUGAUAUGUGACAUUUUUUCUCCGGUACACUAUUUUCAUACACAGCUCAUUCAAUGAAAGAAUUGUAGAAAUAAAAUGUUGAAAAAGUGUUGGGGUCAUUUUCGUUGAACAGACCCCAGUAUACGAUAAUUUAAAAAUGUGACAAUCGCCAAUAGAGUAGCAAAUGUAUAGGUAGUUUGUGAUCCUCUUUGGUGAAGGAGUCAUUUAGCAGAGUACAAGAAGUUCAUUUCUGCCAUUGUUGUACAUGAUUGGUCUAGGUAAUUAUUCAGAUGCAUCCUACAAAUUAAGCAAUAAAUUUUUAGAGUAAAUUUUUUUUUUCCUU